AUGAAGUGGGUCUUUUUGUGCGGCUAUACGGCGCUGGUGGCAGGGGCGGUGGGAUUGGGGUUCAUGCGUCACUUUCGCCUCGCCGCGGGGCCGCCACGGGUGAGUUGGAGCGGCCUCCUCUUCGGCCACCGCGGCUGUCGAAAGGUGAGGGGGAUCCCGGAGAACACGCUGAGGGCGUUUCAGUACGCCUUCGACAACGGCUGCAAGGGUGUGGAGUGCGACGUCCGGCUCACCAAGGAUGACGAGGUCGUUGUCUUUCACGAUAAUAACAUCGACGGCCAGCUGGACUGCCCCCAGGGCCGCAAGCGCAUUGACGAGCUCACCCUGAAGGAACUCAAAUCCUAUCGUUAUCUGGAGGACCCAACUGGAAAGAUCCGGGUGCCGACGCUCGAGGAAACUGUGCUGCUCUGUCGCAAGAGCCGGACAAAGAUUCUCAUCGAGGUGAAAGACCUGCGGAAUAUUCGUCGAUGUGUUGACAAGAUUCUCACACUUUAUCAACGUUACCCAGAGUAUAUGUACGAGCAGACGACGAUUAUUUCGUUCAAUCCGAUAGUCCUUUACUACAUACGUCAGCUCGAUGCCAAGGUGGCGACAGGCUCAAUUUACGAGCGGGAAUUUAUCCGAUAUUGUAUUAAUUCGAAAGUGGAUGAGAUUCCACGCAUUUUGCACAUCUGGCCGGCGUUUUUCGAUUGUGUCUUGUUGCAUUUUCAGGAGUGGGUGGCCUCUUGGUUCUUGGGAUGUUCCUUGAUGUGCCCUGAUUACAGGCUCUAUAGUGAAGCUAAACAUCGGCGAUGGCAAUCACAAGGGAUUACACUGUAUUUCUGGGGUUUUGAGGAUAAUACCGUCUGCACUCCGGAGUUUAAACAGCCUGGAAUCUUCAUUGCUGCCGACGAUAAAUACGAGGGGUUUAAAUAA
Molecule: messenger RNA, 915 nt
Organism: Phytomonas sp. Hart1
Lineage: Eukaryota; Euglenozoa; Kinetoplastea; Trypanosomatida; Trypanosomatidae
Source: the annotation of a GenBank genome assembly